AUGACUUCCUUUAACAUUGAUUACCAAAGAGAUCUUAUUCAACAAGCCGCUAAUUAUUUGACCACUGCAGUAGCAUCCCAUGCCACAAAUUUUCUCGAGUCCUUUGAAUAUCCAAGAACAUUAAUCAUAUGUGGAUCUGGUCUUGGUGGUAUCUCCAAUAGAUUGUCCACUUUAUCACCUCCUCCUCUUAUUAUCCCAUAUUCAGAGAUCCCUAGGGUUAAAAAAAGUACCGUACCUGGUCAUUCAGGUACUUUAAUCUUUGGUAAAAUGAAUGGAUCCCCCGUUGUGUUAAUGAAUGGUAGACUACAUACAUACGAGGGUAAUUCUAUAUGGGAGACUGUUUUUCCCAUCAGAGCAUUACACAGCAUGCCCAAGAAUGCGAUAAAGAACUUAAUCGUAACAAAUGCUGCUGGUGGAUUGAACCCUGAAUUCAAAGCUUGUGAUUUAAUGUGUAUUUACGAUCAUAUUAAUUUACCUGGGUUAUCUGGAUUACAUCCUUUAAAGGGUCCAAAUUUUGAUGAAGAAGGUCCCAGAUUUUUACCCUUAAGCGAUGCUUAUGAUUUAGAAUUAAGGAAAUUAUUAUUUGGGAAGUUCAAAGAGUUAGGGAUUAAUGAAAGAAGGAAACUGUUCGAAGGGACCUAUACUUUUGUAUCUGGCCCCACUUUCGAGACGAGAGCAGAAUCUCGAUUUAUUAGAUCUAUGGGUGGUGAUGCUGUCGGGAUGAGUACUGUUCCUGAAGUUAUCGUUGCAAGACACUGUGGAUGGAAAGUUUUAGCAUUAAGCUUAAUAACUAAUGAAAGUGUCCUGGACCAUCCGGCAAGUGCCUUAGAUGAAAACCCUGUGCCUCUUGAUGCAGGCAUUGCAUCACAUAAGGAAGUAUUAGAAAAUGGUAAGGCAGCUUCAAGUGACGUGGAAAUAUUGAUCGAAGCUAUAGUUGGAGAAUUAUGA
Molecule: messenger RNA, 948 nt
Organism: Naumovozyma dairenensis CBS 421
Lineage: Eukaryota; Fungi; Ascomycota; Saccharomycetes; Saccharomycetales; Saccharomycetaceae
Gene: PNP1
Product: purine-nucleoside phosphorylase
Exons: 1
Coding region: 1-948 (315 amino acids)
Biological process (GO): nucleoside metabolic process
Cellular component (GO): cytoplasm
Molecular function (GO): purine-nucleoside phosphorylase activity
Source: RefSeq, a predicted model, not a curated record